This is a messenger RNA of Lotus japonicus, 1094 nucleotides long. RefSeq names its product nicotinamidase 1-like. Bases 58 to 786 code for a protein of 242 amino acids. Gene Ontology annotation, molecular function: nicotinamidase activity. Gene Ontology annotation, biological process: pyridine nucleotide salvage. The transcript has 5 exons. Lineage: Eukaryota; Viridiplantae; Streptophyta; Magnoliopsida; Fabales; Fabaceae. The record is from RefSeq and is a predicted model, not a curated record.
AAUGGUUUAUUAUCAAUCAUCGUCGUCAAUUUGGACCUUAAUCGAACCGCCACCACCAUGGGCUCUCUCACUCUAACGUUGCAGCUCGUGAAGGAAGAAAUCCCGGUGAAACAACAACCUCUCCGUUUGUCCGGUGACAUCAAAACUGGUCUCGUCCUCGUUGACGUAGUCAAUGGCUUCUGCACCGUUGGUGCUGGCAAUAUGGCUCCGACAGAACCCAAUGAGAAAAUUACCAAGAUGGUAGAGGAAUCUGUGAGUCUUUCGAAAAAGUUUGCUGAGAAGAAUUGGCCUAUUUUCGCUUUCCUUGAUUCGCAUCACCCGGAUAUUCCAGAGCCCCCUUAUCCUUCACACUGUCUUAUUGGAUCAGAUGAGGGAAAAUUGGUUCCUGAGCUCCUGUGGUUGGAAAAUGAGCCAAAUGCAACGCUCAGGCGAAAAGAAUGCAUUGAUGGAUUUCUUGGUUCAUAUGAGAAAGAUGGCUCCAAUGUGUUCGCUGAUUGGGUGAAAAAGAAUCAGAUAAAACAAAUUUUGGUUGCUGGGAUAUGCACUGAUGUAUGCGUGCUGGAUUUUGUCUGUUCAGUUUUGUCUGCGAGAAAUCGCCAGUUCCUUCCGCCUCUGGAAAAUGUGAUUGUGUCCACCGAAGCUUGUUCUACUUAUGAUGUUCCACUACAUGUAGCCAAGACUAACAAGGAUUGGGUGUCCCAUCCGCAGGAACUGAUGCAUCACAUUGGCCUUUACAUAGCAUGUGGAAGAGGAGCCGAGAUAGCAUCAGAGGUGAUAUUUGAAUAGUUUAGAAGUAUUUAGACCCAAAAAGGGAAUAUGUGGUGUGAGUGGAGUGAUUGAUAGAGCAUUCAAUGUUUUGAAUAAUUGAGAGAUGUUUAGACCCGCAGAAUGGGAAUAAGUGGGAAUAAUGGAACGAUUGAGAGAGCAUUAAGUGUUUGUAUAUUUAUGCUACAAUGCUUGCUAGGAUACCACAACACUUAGUUUGGGUAUGAUAUAUGAGAUGAUGUGUACCAAUCAAAUAAAUCCAGAGUGUAAUUAAAAAAAGCAUUUUCUCUUUUUAUUUUUAUGUUAAAUAAAAGUUAUUAUUAAUUUCA